AUGAAGCGGAUUGCGGAUGCGGGCCCGUCAAUCGCCUCCUCCGCACUCGUCCGCCGCCCGUCUCCCAUGGAGGACUUCGAGGACGUCCUCGCCCUCGUGGGCGGCCUAGGCCGGUUCCAGCACCUCAUCCUCUGGCUCGUCCUCCUGCCCUCCUUCGUCCCCUGCGGGUUCAACGCCUACAAUCAACUCUUCAUGACGGCCUCGCCCGAGCACUGGUGUCGCGUCCCCGAGCUCCAAAAGUAUAACAUUUCGCUGCAGGUUCAAAAGGAAAUCAGCAUCCCCCUCUUGAACGGGGUUUCUCAUUCCCCAUGCCUCAUGUACGACACAAACUACACGGACCUGAUGGACUCUACGCCGAUGGAGGGCAACCGCACGGGCAUCCCCGACCCCAGCUGGCCUCGAGUCCCCUGCCGACACGGCUGGCUCUUCGACACGUCCCUGCCGUCCUCCACCAUCGUCACCGAGUGGGAGAUGGUGUGCGACCGGGGCUUCCUGCCGACCUUGGCCCUGGUUCUCUUCAACAUAUCGGGGCUCAUUGGGAACUUCAUCCUCGGGUACCUGCAGGACACGAUCGGGCGGCGUCCGUCGUAUUUCGUGUACCUGGGAAUGGCGACCCUGUUCGGGCUGGGAACGGCGUUCGCCCCGAAUUUCCCCUGCUGGGUUCUGGCCAGAAUCGGCGUUGGAUUCGCCGUUCCGGCGGUCAUGGGCACUCCGAUGGUCCUCUGUAUCGAGUUGGUGGGGCCGGAGCAUCGUUCGUUCACGUCGAUCGUGUCGAAUGUGGCGUACAGCGUGUGUCUCAUCCUGCUGGCGGGGGUGUGUUGGUUGGUGAGGCCGUGGAGGCAGUUGGCCGUGGCUACUUCCCUUCCCUUUGCGGCUUUCUUCCUCUAUUGGUGUAUUUUUCUCAGAUUGUUUUUCAUAUCCGCAUAUUUCUUUGUCGCAUUUUCGAGGAUCCUGCCGGAGUCGCCGCGGUGGCUGCUGGCCCGGGGCCGGAUCCAGGAGGCCCGGCGGGUGCUGGAGAAGAUGGCGGCCAUGAACGGGAACCCGAUUCCGCCCGACUUCGAGGACAUCUUGCAGAAAGUGUACCAAGGAGAGAAGGAAGAGAAGGAAGAGAAGAACUAUGGACUGUCCGACCUCUUCUCCACUCCCAACCUCCGCCGGAAGACCCUCAUCAUCACCUUCAUCUGGUACUAUCUUUCACCAUCCUCCACCUCCACCAUCCUCCACCUCCACCGUCCUCCACCUCCACCAUCCUCCACCUCCACCGUCCUCCACCUCCACCAUCCUCUACCUCCACCGUUCACCAACACGAGCGUCUACGUGGGCCUCUCCUACUACGCCCCCCUCCUAGGUGGCGACGAGUACCUCAACUUCUUCCUCGCUGGUGCAGCGGAGCUUCCGACUUACCUUUUCCUCUUUCCCGCGCUCGACCGCUGGGGCAGGCGGUGGACCCUCGCCGCCUCCAUGAUCGUGGGCGGGAUCGCCUGUCUCGCUACCUUCCUCGUCCAAGGAUGGCAGGAAUUGACCCUGGCGCUUUACUGCGUGGGGAAGCUGGGGAUCUCGGCCGCCUUCGUCGCCCUGCCGCUGAUGGCGUCCGAGUUGUAUCCGACAGUGGUGAGGGGGAGCGGGCUGGCCUUCUCCGGGGUGGCGGGCAUGGUCGGGCCCGUCUUCAUCCCAAUCGUCAACUACCUUGGGACGGAGAUGCUGGUCCUGCCUCUGCUGGUGAUGGGUGCCCUGUCGGUGCUGGGGGGAGUGAGCGGGCUGGCCCUGCCCGAGACCCUCCACGCCCCCCUGCCUCAGACGCUGGAGGAAGGGGAACGGUUUGGGAGGAAUCCGUCGUGGAGGGAGGCGAUCGCAUGCUGUCCGGGGAGGAGUGAGGGAGGCGAGGCGGUUGAAUGGUCUGAGUGGAGGAUUUGGCAACUGUGCAUUGACACGUCAGCUGGAACGGACGUAUUCGAGUUAGAGCGGUCGGUGAAAAUGAGCCUGACCGAUACGGAAGUGAUGGAUCUCCUUGGCCUCCCGGCCAGCAAGGCCGACGGUUGUUUGAACCUCGGCCUGGAUUUGGGACUCAUGGACUGGAAGUUCAAUUCCACCAUCCAUGACUUCGACAAAGAGCUUGACAUGGGUGCUAACGUGAUAGCUGAGCAGACCAAGAAUGGUAGCCUCAUGGGGGUAUCUGAUGAAGAUGUAACUAAUAUCAACAAGUUCUUUCAAGAGCUCGAAGGAAAUGAUGGCUUUCAGCUGACUGAUGAAGAUAAGGACUUGAACACAUUGCUUGUCAAUCCAAGUGAGGUGUUCUUGGCUGAUCUGGAGGACCAGCAAAAGGAAGUUGAUGGGACAGAAGCAGAUGUGGAAUCUGUUACAAGCCCUCACAGUGUUGAAAGUAGCGUGUAUGAGCAUCCCAGUGAUAAUUCCAACCAAGGAGAGGUUCAGACUCAACUUGAUGAUACUGACCUGCAGUCGAAGGUGAUAGGGAGCAUCCCAUUGGAAGCCUUGGGUCUCAUUGGGGAUAGCAGAUUCAUUCAAGUUAACGAUGGAUCAGGAAAAAAGACCUUUGUGAUCAAGUCGGGCCAACUGAGGAAGGGAACAGUACGCAUUGUGAAAGCUGCAGCGGCUGCCCACACAGCUCAUAAGAGGAGCUUGGGACACGAUUCCAAUUCAUCUUCAAGUGAUGAGGAGAAGGAGAAACCUACUUCACAGCAUUCCUAUCCGGAACUGAAGCUCACCUCUGAAGAGAAGAAUCUGGUUGAGAGAGAAGGAGUUAAGCUGCCAAGCCACUACCCAUUGACCCGCCUGGAGGAGCGGGAGCUACGCCGCAUACGCCGCAAGAUCCGUAAUAAGCGGUCAGCCCAGGAUUCCCGUAAGCGGAAGAAAGAAUACAUGGAUGCCUUGGAGGAUCGAGUGAAACAAUACACUGAAGAGAAAGAGGCCCUGGCAAGACGAGUCACUCAACUGGAGUCCCAAAAUGCAAGUCUCUUAGCCCAGCUGAGACAGCUGCAGGCUGCAGUGUGUGGGGCAGCCGGACGCUCUGCCCCUGCAUCUGCUGCAAUGCUCAUCCUCCUCUUCUCAUGUGCCCUUCUUAUGGCACCCUCUAUGAGACAGAGUGGAACCAUUCCAAAUGGAGGAUCUGGUGACUCCAAAACGUCCACCAACUCCCUCCUCCAAGCAGGGAAGAGAGCAUUGCUGUCAGAUGUGAAAAGUUCAUCCUGGCUGCCUGGGCACGAUGAAAAUGAGGGCAAAGUCUGCAAUGCCCCUGCAUUUAGCAAGCCUGCCGGCCGAGGCUUCGUCUGCAUUGACGACAUCGAUGACUUGGAUGACGAAAUGCCCUGGGCAGACCCAGAUGUAGAGAGAUAUGAGGAGGUGGUGUCCUCUGAUCCCGAUUGGGAUCCAGAUCCUGGAUCAGAUCCAAGAUUGGAUCCAUUGGUGGAUCACGAUUAUGAGCCACCAGGAAAGUUCCAGAUCCUGGAUCAGAAUGGAACACUGGUCAUGACUACUGUCAUGCCAAGAAAUGUAUCAGCCCAAGCUGUUGAAUAAUUCCUCUUUCUCUUCAGCUGUCUUUGUGAUGAAUUUUAAAGCAGUUAUCUAUUCCCUCCAUUUGUUUUUGUCUUUGAAUCAAUAUGUUUGAACCUUUGUGUCUGGGUGGGUGUUUGCAUGCACAGUCACUGCAAAAUUUUAAGAAUGUAUUUUAUGUGUUCAUGGAAGGUGUGCAAUGAAUGAGGAGGGGAUAGAUUCCACAAUAAAGAUGAUUCUAUGGAAA
Molecule: messenger RNA, 3754 nt
Organism: Darwinula stevensoni
Lineage: Eukaryota; Metazoa; Arthropoda; Ostracoda; Podocopida; Darwinulidae
Source: the annotation of a GenBank genome assembly